AUGGAACACAACACUUGUCUCGAUCCUGCAGACGUGACGCCCCGCCAACCAUCUGCUGCAGAGAGUCGGGAAGACCUCAAUCCACGUCCGGACAAAUCCAACAAAUGGAACCACCCGAGAUCGAAUAUCAUUCGUGUGCUGACCACGUUCUGGGUCUUCUUUGUCAUGGGAGCUAACGAUGCGGCGUACGGCGUAUGCUACGUCUUGGCGGCAUUAGUCAACAACAAACUUCAUAUGGCCCUGGGACAGCGAGGAGUGGCUCUCAUUGCACCAGCCUGCCACCUCAUUGCGUAUAUCAUCAGUUGCAUCCAUCCGCCAUACCCCGUAUUAGUUGUGGCGUACAUCUUUGCGGGGAUUGCAAACGGACUUCAUGAGGCUGCGUGGAAUACCUACAUCGGCAGUCUGGAAAACCCAAAUGAGCUUCUGGGCCUGCUUCAUGGGGUUUACGGCCUUGGUGCAGUGAUCAGUCCGUUAGUGGCCACAAACAUGAUCACCAAAGCGAAGGUGCCCUGGUACUACUUUUAUUUCUUCAUGAUCGGUAUAUCUGUCAUCGAGGCCGUGGCAUGCCCGGUGGUUUUCUGGCGAUUCACAGGGACCGCCUUUCGACAAUCCCAUGAACAGUCUCACGGGGAUCCGGGAGAACAGGGCAAGAGUGGGCUUCGGGAUGCCCUUUUCACCCGCCCCGCUGCGCGCGUGUCCUGGCUCUCUUCCUUUGUCCUACUGUUUUAUGUGGGAGUGGAAGUGACGAUUGGCGGCUGGAUCGUUACAAUCAUGAUGGAAGUGCGGCACGCAGCACCGUUCCCUAGCGGUAUGACAGCGACAGGAUUUUGGCUAGGAAUUACCGCAGGACGAGUGGUACUGGGAUUUGUUACAGCGCGACUUGGUGAAAAAUUAGCCACAACUAUCUACAUUACUUGUGCAAUAGCGUGUGCGUUGGUGGUAUGGUUGGUUCCUAAUUUCUAUGUCUCUGCUGUGGUGGUGUCAAUUCAGGGUUUCUUCCUUGGUCCACUAUUUCCCUGCGUGGUCGCCGUCAUAACCAAGCUUCUGCCCAAGAAUCUCCAUGUUGCGGCGAUUGGCUUCGUAGCUGCCUUUGGAGGCGCUGGCGCAGCUGUUGUUCCAUUUGUGGCUGGAGGAAUUGCACAGGGCAGCGGAGUAAAGUCCCUCUUACCGUUCGUCGUGGGUGUUUCCGCUGGGAUAUUACUGCUUUGGCUCGGGUUACCACGACUGAGAAAAGGGGGAGCCCAACAAUAG
Molecule: messenger RNA, 1251 nt
Organism: Aspergillus pseudonomiae
Lineage: Eukaryota; Fungi; Ascomycota; Eurotiomycetes; Eurotiales; Aspergillaceae
Product: MFS transporter
Exons: 4
Coding region: 1-1251 (416 amino acids)
Biological process (GO): transmembrane transport
Cellular component (GO): membrane
Molecular function (GO): transmembrane transporter activity
Source: RefSeq, a predicted model, not a curated record